GACUGUUAUCGUUCCGAUAAAUGCUCGGUCCCAGCAGGUGUAUUUAAAAAUUCUGACAUUUUCCCCGUCGUUUGUCCGUUGCACUGGAAUGGCGCGAUCGGGCUACACAAGCGAUAUGCUACCAUCAUCGCACACUCACGCGGCUCACGCUUGAAGCUUGAAGGCGAUUCUAACGAAGCAUUCAGAUGAGGUUCGCCUAGUGUUUUAAUUAAUUUAUCACGGCAUAUCCAAUGUGACCGAAACCCCUGGAGACAGAGAUGGUGAGCCAUCCAACAGCCCUUCGUAGAGUGUCUUAAACUUCCCGCGAACGGAGCAACGGAACCUGCGCUUCGGGACGCGACAGCAGCAGGUGUCUCGGCGGCAUCGACACAAUUGCAGCACGUGCUGCCAUCUGACGCUCUUUCCUAAAGACUAGCAUUAUGUCGACGUCCAGUGUUCGCGUCCGACGGCAGCCAGCAGCAGCAGCAGUAACGGUAGGCGUGUAAUAGCAGCCGCGGACUCGAACGCCAAGUGAUCUGGAUCGGUGAGGUGGCUGCGCGUAUUCAGGCGCGCUCGCCCCCGAUGGGUCCCAGGUGAUACCCGUCGCCGACCCUGCCGCUGCCGCGGUGACAGGCGCAACCAGCCGUCGCUCGAGCCUCCCCUGCGCCUCAGGCAUCUCCUGUUCGUCGUGCGGACCCCCACGAGCGUAUGGCUCACAACCACAAGAAGCUCGUCGAGCCGUCGUCGUUAGGCUUCGCAGUGCCCGAACACCCCGUCGUGGUCGUCCAGAUGACGGACCCAAACAACAGCGCAUCAGUCACAUCGCAGUCGUCUUCGGUGGCCUCCCUCUCGUCGCUGGCGCAGGGCGUCGUGCAGGCGCCGCGACCGAACGACAGGACGCCGCUUCUUCGGCACACCAGGCUGUUUCGCAGCCUGAGCGGGGGCACGCAGAGCCCCCAGCAGACGACCUGUCAGGCACCGUCGACGCGCCGACUCGCCACGUUUUCGGGAUGUUUCACGCCCGUCUGCCUCUCCAUGUUCAGCGCGAUCCUGUUCCUACGGAUCGGUUUCCUAAUAGGUCAUUCUGGUUUGCUAGAGUGCCUGGUUGAAAUUGUGCUUGCCUACUCCAUCCUCUUCUUCACCGUACUGUCCAUCUGCGCAAUCUCGACAAAUGGUGCCGUGGAAGGAGGGGGUGCCUACUUCAUGAUCAGCAGAGCCCUAGGACCUGAAUUUGGUGGCAGUAUUGGCACCUUGUUCUUCAUUGCAAACAUCUUCUCCAGUGCCCUGUAUAUCACAGGAUGCGUAGAGGGCUUGGUCAACAACUUCGGCCCAUCUGGCGGGGUGGCACGCCUUCUGCCCGAGGGCUUCUGGUACAACCUGCUGUAUGGCACGGGCGUCAACUUCGUCAAUCUCAUUGUGUGCCUGGUGGGGGCGACCAUGUUUGCCAAGACGACGGUGGUCAUCUUUGGCGUGGUCAUUGUGUCGGCCCUGUCGGUGGUGGUGAGCUUCCUGGCGCAACCCGCUUUCGACGUCUUGCUGCCCCAGGAAAACCAGCACAUGCGUGAACUCAACAUCACUCAUGCCCCGUACACUGGGUUCAGCUGGGUCACCUUCACAAACAACAUCUGGUCUUCGUACACCAUCGACUACACCACAAAGACCAUGACCACCUUUCCCAUUGUGUUUGGCGUGCUCUUCAGCGGUGUCACAGGCAUCAUGGCUGGCGCAAACAUGUCUGGGGAGCUGAAGGACCCAGCUAAGGCCAUUCCCAGGGGCACCCUGUCUGCUGUUGGCUUCACCUUCGUCACAUAUGUUGUCCUCAUGUUUCUGACAGCUGGCACCUGCUCCAGGCUGUUGCUACAGAACAACGUGCUGUACAUGCAAUACAUAGACCUGUGGCCGCCUUUUGUGGCCAUCGGCAUCUUCUUUGCCACCCUGUCAGCAUCCCUCAGCAACCUCAUUGGUGCAUCACGUGUUCUUGAGGCGCUCAGCAAAGACGAACUUUUCGGUCUUGUGCUGCGGCCAGUCAGCAUCCUUGUUUACAAGAGCAAUCCGUUGGCAGCAGUCUUCACUUCAUGGUUUCUUGUGCAGCUGAUUCUAUUCAUAGGCAGCCUCAACACCAUAGCCCAGGUGACGUCGGUCUUCUUCUUGCUGUCGUACCUGUCAACGAAUUUGGCCUGCCUCGCUCUCGACCUGGCAUCAGCGCCCAACUUUCGGCCAUCUUUCAAGUACUUCUCGUGGCACAGCUCGUUGCUGGGCCUGUUGGGCUGUGGCACAAUGAUGUUUGUGGUGAGCCCGCUGUAUGCAGCCAUUGCCAUCAUCAUCUGCCUGGUGCUGGUCAUUGUGCUGCAUCUUCGUUCGCCACCUGUUCGCUGGGGCUCUAUCAGUCAAGCACUGAUCUUCCACCAGGUACGCAAGUACCUUCUCUUGCUGGACAGCCGCAAGGACCACGUCAAGUACUGGCGGCCACAGUUCCUGCUGCUGGUUGCCAACCCGCGCUCCUCACUGCCACUCAUCCUGUUCGCCAAUGACCUCAAGAAAAGUGGCCUGUAUGUGCUCGGUCACGUCAAGGUCGGCUCGCCCAAAGAGUUUGCGGCCGACCCUGUCCUGGAGGAGUACCCCUACUGGCUUGCCCUGCUUGACAAGCUCAAGGUUAAGGCAUUUGUGGAGGUGACCAUGGCACAGUCCGUGCAAGAGGGGCUGCACCACCUGGUGCGCGUAUCUGGCCUGGGAGCCAUGAAACCCAACACCAUCCUGUUUGGCUUUUUCGACGACAGCCACCCGACGGACUUCUUUGACCAGAACAGCUCAUUCAAGGACUUGCGAACUGCCAAGGUUGGUGUACGCCAGCAAAGAUUCAAGGAUGAGCAUUGUCAUACGGACUGUGACGAACAGACGGGCAGACAGGUGCGUGAGGAGGAGUUCCUGGGCCUGCGGGACGCAUCAAGCCAGCAGCGGCCGCUGGGUCCAGCCGAGUAUGUGGCCAUGGUGUACGACUGCAUGUUCUGGAUGCAGAAGAAUGUGUGCCUGGCACGCCACUUUCAGCAUCUGGACAAAGCAUCAGUUGUGCGGUCUCGCACACGCCUCUACAUUGACGUGUGGCCCCUGAACUUCCUGAACCCGGGAGACAGCCCCGGCGUCAUCGACAACUGCUGGCUCUUCACCAUGCAGCUGGCAUGCAUACUGCACAUGGUGCCGGGCUGGAAGCAUGCCACCACGCUGCGCAUCUUCAUGUGCAUCGGGCCCUGCGGCGCAGGAGGCGACGGCGGCGAGGAGCAGGUUGCUCGCCACCGGCGCCACUGGGAGAGCAUGCUGCAGCUGCUGCGCAUCGAGGCGACCAUCAGUGUGGUGCUGUGGGACCACGUGGCGGGCCUGCUCGAGGGUCCGCGGGAGGACUACUUGCACGCCGUCAACGCCAUGAUCAAGCAGCACAGUCAGACGACGGCCGUGCUCUUCCUGUACCUGCCGCCACCCCCGCCCCCCUCGGACGAUGGCGACGCCCAGCGCCUCGCCUAUCUGAACCAGCUGGACCUCCUCACUUCAGGACUGCCGCCAACGUUGCUUGUGCAUGGUAUUUCACCUGUCACUUCCACUACCCUCUGAACAAUUGGUGGCAAGUGAAGGGCACGUGAGAGACAAGUGCCAGUGGCCAUGGUAGCCCUGGGAACUAAGAGCAGAGACAUGUCAUUCAUUAUCUGCGUGGCUGUCACAGUUCAACUUUGGGAACCUUUGUGCAGCGAGACUGCUUCAUUCAUUGUGUGCAUGCAUGUUCAAACGCUGUCAAGUACUGUUCAGGUGUGACAGAGAAAGCCUGUUAUUGUGAAGCUCGAAGGAAGGUGAGAACACUGGAUGCCCCUUUAUUUUUGUGUGCCAGUUAUGGGUAUGUGAAGACUUUCAGCAAGUUAAGAGUGGGCCAUUUCUUUUGUUUAAACGCUGUCCAUUUAUGCUUUGCAUGUGCUGUUGUGAAAUGUUUUUUUUUUUGAGGUAGUGUGAAGCUGAUGAACCAAUCUCACUCUUUGAAGAAACUUGCUUUGCUUGCAUCUAUUCAACGAGCAGCUCCCGCUAAGGAGACUUCACGUUUGCUGCACCAGGCUCAAGAGUUUUGUGAGUAGUUUCGUAAGGCUAGCUGUGCGUUUGCGUCCAUACGUGUUUUGGAACCAAGAAAGGCACACGUCUGAGGCUCCAUUGAUGACUCAUAUACGCCGCCUUCUGGAAAUUUUAGCAAAGCAUAGGUGCAAAUACUUCUGGCUUUCAUUGCAUGCGCAGCAUCACUUUUGACAUAGGGCAGUUUACAGUGAUAGCAUACCCAAAUGCUUCCAUGAGAAAAGCUGCAAUAAUUUGGUGUGUGUUGAUGUGUACGUGUGUGUGCAUUGUAAAUAAUCAGGUAACCUGUAAAGGACCUCAGUAGCCAGGAGAUAAUGCUUGAUGUAGUGUUUUUAGGCCAGCUUUAAUUUCAUUGUUGUCCAUAAGGCACAUCUUUAGUCCCUCAAGUGAUCUGGCAUGGAAGCGUGUGAUAUACCUUCAAGGCUUUCUUGAGAAUCUGGAGAUAAUUGUGUUUUUAGCUUUUUUUUUUGUCUUGUUUACACAGGGGUGACCAGACAAGCUUGUGCAAGAUUGUUGAAGUUAUAUUUUCUAGCCAACGCCGUUAGUUUCAACUUUAUGUGGUGGCGAAUUGAACUGAGAUUAAUCUGCACAUGGCUCGCCUUCCUUAAUGUGCUUUCGCUUUCGCUGUAGCAAGAAGGGCGCUGGAUUUGUGAAUCGGUUGUGUAGAGACAUUUUCCUCUGAGUUUCCAGCGCCAUGGCUUUACUAGUCUUCGUUUAAGUCCCAGCAGCCUGUUUUAUUGUUCUUUGUGGUGUUGUGAGAUAUUUAUGUAUGCGUGGCUUAAACAACAUGUACACCUUCAGGUCACCAUUGUGACAGGCUCGCUUCCUUUUUGUUCUUGCCUCUAUACAGCUUCUUUUGUUGGUAACAUUUAACUAAUAGCUGAAGAUGUCUACAUUUACUUGCACCAUACUGGGGACUAACCAAACCACGCUCAUGUGCCCGGCAAGCUCUUUUCUAUUUGUGUGUACGCAUGCACCUUUGCAGUGACUUAUGGCAAAAUGGAGCUGAGUCUUGUACAUGUCCCUUUAAUGCAUGGGAAGAGCUUUGAGGCAUGCUCAUUUAGCAUUUGGUGCAUCUAAGUGGCACACACUGUAUCUUUUUUUUUUUUUUAGCUGUAUGCCGACAUCUUCACUGUCGUGAUUGAGCAAGCUGUACCUGUGCGCAGUGAUCAACGAAUGAAACGUGAUAAAUGCAAGCGAUGCACAUCGGGUUGGUGUGAUGAUGUAGAUAAAAAAUAAGCAUGCGCAGUCUCCUCCUUCCUGUACUAAAGACGUAUUUUUUCUAGCGCAUUGUCGCACGUCACACACAUUCUAAGUACAGCGAAUGCGCAUUAUUGCAUUUCAUUUGUUGAGGACUGUGCAUUACCUAGCAAUACUUUGGGGGUGGAGGCAGGAGGCUAGGUAAAGCAUGGUUGCGUGCAGGUGGUACAUCGUUGGUGCACUUUCAUUUCCCUAACUUAGUGGUGCUCUCUUUAACCUAGUGCCUUCUUCAUGUCUGUCGACUAUAUACUCUGGAGCCAUCUCCUUGCAGAUAUGGCAGCACAGCUUUUGUGCAUUGUGCUGUGAUGUGAUUUUUGGGAGACAUAUCAUGGAUUGAGUGCAUUUCCUUUUUGCAUCUAAAACACCGAGUCACUCACAUCCUGUGCUGCAACAGUAGUACUAUUGGUGAUGGAAAAACUUUCCUUCUUGGGCUUUCAGUCCUGGCGAGAUGUGGUCGUGGAUCUUGGCUGUGAUUCCUUUCCCAUUGCCCUUUCUAAAUGAUUUUACUUGUUUUAAUUCGUUGCACUUAUUUUCUUCUUUGAAAUGGUCGUCUGCGCUUCACUGCUUUAAAUAAGUGUGUGAGAGGUUGUAUAUUUUUACUAAUUACUAGGCUAUCUGCACUUUGAUGAAAUGUGGUUUCGUAUUUUUUUUACUAUUUCUUUAGUUGUAAUAACAAAUUAACUUCCAUAUUUUACGUGCGUGUGCGCAUUAUGUUAGAUUUACAAGAAACUAAAUUGUUGCCAGUUGCAAACUUUGUUGCACUAGAGGUUGUGCCUUGAAGUUUUGUUCCGAAAGGUUUGUCUUCAUGAUCUGAGAAAAAGAAAAACAGAAAAUGUGAAAAAGGGAAAAAGGCUGUAGUACCCUUGGUGGCUGUAUAACUUGUCUAUAUACCAUAUUUAAAUAUAUUAUUUUCUAGUUUUCAAUGUUGUGUAGUAAAGAAAUUUUUCUGACCUA
This is a messenger RNA of Dermacentor andersoni, 6297 nucleotides long. Its product is annotated as solute carrier family 12 member 9. Gene Ontology annotation, molecular function: potassium:chloride symporter activity. The record is from RefSeq and is a predicted model, not a curated record. Gene Ontology annotation, biological process: cell volume homeostasis; potassium ion homeostasis; chloride transmembrane transport. Gene Ontology annotation, cellular component: membrane. Lineage: Eukaryota; Metazoa; Arthropoda; Arachnida; Ixodida; Ixodidae.